AAAAGAAAGAGAGAGGCUAGCUGGGAUACCUGUCAACAUUAUCUACACAUAGCUGUUUGCUUAUGAAAACUCAUUAUUUUUCGCUCUGGUGAAACCAUGAUGCAUUGUGAAUUGCCAAGCCCCCCAUGCUUAUGAAAGUGGCCACAAAAACAGAAUCAAACAAAAAUGCAGGGAAUGCAAUUUUAUAUGAAUGUAUAGAAACCAUCAUGAGUAUUGAAGAUAAUGGUGGCUUACGUGUACUUGCAAUCAACAUCCUGGGAAGAUUCUUAUCAAACCGUGACAACAAUAUCAGAUAUGUUGCAUUAAACAUGCUGAUGAAGGCUAUGACAGUAGAUACUCAAGCUGUACAAAUGCAUCGGGCAACAAUUUCGGAAUGUGUAAAGGAAUCAGACGCUUCAAUCCGGAAAAGGGCUUUGGAACUUGUUUACCUUCUUAUAAACGAGAGCAAUGUCAAACCCUUAACAAAAGAAUUAAUUGAUUAUUUGGAAGCAAGUGAUCAAGAAUUCAAGGAAGAUCUUACAGCAAAAAUAUGCUCCAUCGUAGCAAAGUAAGUGGCACAAUUCAUGAUUAUGUAAUUGGGGUCCUCUUACCUUUGGAAAUUUCGGACUGGGUUAUUGUUCCGCAUGAUUUGCUUUGGAAUGCUCUCCAGAGGAUUAAGAUCUUGUGAUGCAUUUGAUAGGGUCUCUAGCCUA
This is a messenger RNA of Humulus lupulus (European hop), 692 nucleotides long. RefSeq names its product AP-1 complex subunit gamma-2-like. The transcript is spliced from 4 exons. Gene Ontology annotation, biological process: Golgi to vacuole transport; intracellular protein transport; receptor-mediated endocytosis. The coding region runs from base 126 to 551 and encodes 141 amino acids. Gene Ontology annotation, molecular function: clathrin-cargo adaptor activity. The record is from RefSeq and is a predicted model, not a curated record. Gene Ontology annotation, cellular component: AP-1 adaptor complex; membrane coat. Lineage: Eukaryota; Viridiplantae; Streptophyta; Magnoliopsida; Rosales; Cannabaceae.